Lymnaea stagnalis (great pond snail) is the source of this 12661-nucleotide messenger RNA. NCBI's taxonomy places the organism in Eukaryota, Metazoa, Mollusca, Gastropoda, Lymnaeidae. The record is from the annotation of a GenBank genome assembly.
AGGUGAUACCCACAAACAACCUUAAUUGAAAUUGUCACUGGUGUUUCAGGAUUCAUAGCCUUGUCAUAGAGGCUAGAGGUAUCGGUAAAGUUGUUUUUACUAAUAAUUAUUGUGGGUGACGGAUGAGAUACCGGUAGUUAAAAUUUAUGGUUCGUUAAUUAGUCAACCCUCUAGCUGGCUAUUUUACUAUAUUUUUGUGGACGAAGUAUUGCUUUUGGUUAAGUUAAUGUAUGUUGUAUACUUGUUCAUUUAUUGAUAAUGAAUCGUGUUAUGAUAUGUGUGUUAUUUAAUUUGAAUUAUAAGUCUGCUCAAUUUUACUUUUAAGCCAGUUUAAAGGGUAAACCGUAGUAAUAUAAAUAUAAUACGAAGUGGCUAUUCGGACCCUGAAAAGAGUGAGAGUUGAGAGGUUGGGUUUAUUAAAAAAAUAUUUAAAAUAUUAUUUUUGAGUUUUCAAGACAAAAUUUGGUAGUUAUAUGUUUGUAAACUUACUUCUUCGGUUUAACUAAAAUAAACUACCACAAAUGACAUCCGAAUAGCAUUUAGUCUAAAGGGACCCUGGUCCAAAUAACAGCUACUGUUUUUGUGUGUGCAGUGAGUCAGUGAGUGUGUUAUAAUCAUAAGGCCCCACCCUUUUAGAGCCUUUUUCCCUUGUGUGUUUUUGUUGAUCUCUUCUAAAUAGCUUAAAAUUAAAUCGCACAAAUAUGCCAGGAUUGCUAGGUUUGCAAGGAUUCAGGUAGUGGUACGGCUGGCAAAGUCUUCCCUGCUAUUUAUAUAGGUCAUAGGGACUCCCUAUGUCCUAUGUUUAUAUAGUAUAGUUAUAGUUCCCUAUUUGUUUGUCUGUUCUUCUCUUAUCAUUAACAGAUGAACACAUUAAAAUUAGAAACCACAAUUUUGAAAAAGUAAAGCAAUUAAUGAAUUAAAAUACCUAGGAUCUUUAUUAAAUGAAAGAAAGGAAUUACUAACAGAAAUACAAGAUAGAAUAUCAGCCGGAAACAGGGCAUAUUUCAGUAUUCCGAAAAUACUGAAAAUUACAAACAUUACAAGAAAAAGAAAGAGAACUACUUAUAAAACUGUAAUCAGGCCAGUUGUAAAAUAUGCAAGUGUGAUGUGGAUCCUAACAAAAAUAGCAGAAUACCUUUUGAAAGAUUGGGAGAGUACCGUCCUCCUGAUAAUACAUGGACCAACAAAGGAUGAAUAUGGAUGGAGAAUACGAACCAACCAGGGAUUAUAUAGUCUAUAUCCAACGCUAGUAGCAGAAAUAAAAAGGGCAGGCUACGCUGGACACUUAGAGAGAAUGCCUAAUGACAGAGUUGUGAAGAUGGUGCACCACCAAAACCCUAGAGGUAAAUUGCAAAAAGGCAGACCUAGGCUUAGAUGAAUGGAUGUGUAAAAAGACCAACAGCAUCUGGGAAUUCAAGCAUGGAAAAGAAAAGCAUCAGUUAGUUCUGAGUGGAAGGAAGUAGUGAGGCAGGCCAAAGCCCUACAUGGGCUGUAGUGCCACAGGGAAGGAUGGAAAGUUCCAUAUUUAAAAUAUUAGGAUUUUGAGCUCUAUACUAAUUUGAUACAAUUUUCUCUCACCCCACAAAACCUUUUUAAAUAUUUGUUAUUUCUGCCUUGAAAGUGUGGAGAAAGGCACUAUUAGUACUACCACCAAGCAUUAGUGUUAGUAAAAUAAAAUUGUUUAUUCUAUAAAUUUUAAUAUUAUAAAAAUUGAUUUGUAAAUUUAAUAAAUUUCAGACUUUGACAUCUAAUUCCACAUCGCAAAUAAUGUCACAGUACAGACAUCAAUACCCACAGCAAGGUAAAAAUUAAUGAUUAUUAAAUGUGUUAGGCCAUAUGAUUUAAAAUAUUUGAAAUUAGUUUUAAUCGUGUACCCAUUCGUUUUUAAAGUAAGUUGACAGUUAUGUUGAGGUAAACAUUCAUGUAUGCGUAAUUUGUUUAAAAGAAAUUUGUUUGAUGGAAUUUGUUUGAACAAAAGUUUCUUCCAGAUGAAUUUUGUAAAAAGAUUUAUUUAAGCUUUUAGAUAAAAGUUUAUUUUUGGCAUUUUUUCCCAAUUAUUUAAUUUUGAACCAACUUCUGUUCUAAUUCCUGUUCGCACAAUUUUCCAUAAAAAAAAAAAAAUUCUAUUGAACAAAGUUCCAGUAACCAAACAUUCAUGGCCUCUGUACAUGAACUGCAUUUGUAUCUGAAUAUUGUUUUUUAAUUGUGAUCUUGAUUUCAAAUUGUUUGAUCCACCAAACAUUGUCAUGGUUGCAAUAUGUGAACAUACAUAUUUUCAAUAGCUAUUUAUUACCAGGAUCAGUUCAAGUUGACCUAUGAUUAUUGCAUGUUUUUUAAAAUGAAAAUUGAUGUAGGGAUUUUAUUUGUGCUACAUACUAACAUAACAAGAUCUCAUUGAGAGAGACAGAUCUAAAACACAUGAGUUAAUUUUAUUUCUGCCUUGAAAGUGUGGAGAAAGGCACUAUUAGUACUAUUAUUAUUAUUAUAGAUACUUUAUAAACAUUUUUUGAGAUUAAGGCCAAAUGAGGAUCAAAAUUAAUUGCUGCAUGUUUCCUGGUUGCUCAGCAAUUGAUCUCUUGAAAAAUAAUUAUAUUUUAAUGUGGCUGGAAUAUUUAUUUAUUUAUUUAUUCAGGCAUUUUUAUAUAGCGCUUACCUUAAAGCUCUAAGCGCUUUACAAUUAUUAAAAACAUGUAAACUAAGUGAAAUAAAAAUGAGACACUAGGAUAGUAACUACUAUACUAUAGAAGCAAUUAAAAUGGCUAUAAAACGAGGACACUUUGGAAAUGAUAAUAUCUUUGUUUAAUCCGCCAAAUACUUCAUUCUUAUCAUUUAAGUGUUUAGACCUUAGGCUCUCAAAGAAGCAUUGGGUUAAUUUAAGCCACCAAAAUCUGGGUCAUUUCUCAUGAUUAUAUGCUGAAAAUUGUUUAUACUAACUAUCAAACAAACAAGAAAUUGUGUUUAUAAGCUUCACUCAUUUUAUUUAAAUGAGACUAGAACUUCAUACCUUCAGAAUAGAAUAUCAUAAUGUAUGUAUAUAUAUAUAUAUAUAUAUAUAUAUAUAUAUAUAUAUAUAUAUAUAUAUAUAUCUGUUUUUAUCUCAUUAGUGCAAUAACAAAAUACCGCCCCUGGUUUGUUCCCUAUACAUUUUAAUAUAUAUAUAAUUUAUUUUUUUUAUAUAAAUAUAUAUAUAUAUAUAUAUAUAUAUAUAUAUAUAUAUAUAUAUAUAUAUAUAUAUAUAUAUAUAUAUAUAUAUAUAUAUAUAUAUAUAUAUAUAUAUAUAUACCUGUUUUAAUCUCAUUAGUGCAGUAACAAAAUUCCGCCCCUGGUCUGUUCCCUAUACAUUUUAAUAUACUUAAUGAUUAUUUUUUUUAUAUAAAAAUGUUCUUAAAACAGAAAUUGAAAAUAUAAUAUUUGUCUUCAGCCGGAAUUAUCUUUGAUUUAAAAAAAACAAACAAAUGUAAGUUAUCAGGUGUUAUGUGCUCAGUUUAAAAUCAAACCCAAGAAUUAACAUUUCAUUUUGUUAAGCAGGUCAGCCUCCAGGCCCUUAUCCUGCCCAAGGUCAAGCACCAUACCCAGCCCCAGGGCAAGCACCAGCCCCAGGGCAAGCACCAUACCCUGCUCAAGGUUAUGCACAAUAUCCUGGCCAAGGUCAAUAUCCUGCCCAAGGUCAGGCACCACAUCCUGCCCCUCGUCAAGCCCCAGGCCAAGCACCAUAUCCUGCUCAAGGUCAAGCACCAUAUCCUGCACCAGGUCAGGCACCAUAUCCUGCCCAAGGUCAGGCACCAUAUCCUGCCCAAGGUCAUGCACCAUAUCCUGCCCAAGGUCAGGCACCAUAUCCUGCCCCUCGUCAAGCCCCAGGCCAAGCACCAUAUCCUGCUCAAGGCCAAGCGCCAUAUCCUGCACCAGGUCAGGCACCAUAUCCUGCCCCUGGUCAAGCCCCCUAUCCUGCCCAGGGCCAAGCACCAUACCAGGCACAGGGUCAGGUGCCAUACCAGGCCCCAGGCCAGGCACCACACCCUGCGCAAGGUCAUGGACAACCUCCAGCACCUCAGAAUUAUGGCAGUGUACCCAAUCAAGGUAUUUAUCCUUUAAAAUAUUGGAAUUUUUUUGUUUUUAAAGUUUUCAACAAUUGUUGUAUCAGCAAUGUGUAUAGAUUCAGAGACAAUCAUCAUUUUAGCUUACUUACGCAUAAAUCAGACACCUCCCUAUGUGCACCCAUAUUAAGUUUCCUAAUGCAUUCACCACUCCUCUUCCUUCAAUGUAAUUUUAAUAUGUAUGAACCCUCACAUCAGCAGUUAGGAAGAAUAAAAAAUCGGAAGGAUUAAUUUUUUUUGCUGUAAUGAUUUCAUUUUUCUACGAUUACAUUUUUCUCUUUUUUUUUUUAGGUGGCAGGGUGGUUAGACCAGGAACUGAUCAGUUUAAAUCUAGAGUAGAGAUUCACAUUGAGUGUAAGAACCUCUUGAACAAGGAUUUGCUCUCCAAAUCUGACCCAUGUGCUGCACUGUACAUGAUGAGAGGAGGGAGGUGGGAAGAGGUGGGUUUCAACGGUCACUAACUGUGGCUAAUUCAUUCAUAACCUAUUUGUUCUAAUUCUUUGGUUUAUUACUGGUUGUUCUGUAUGUCUUUUUUUUUUCUUUUUUCUUUUUUUCUUUUUUUUUUUUUUCUUUUUUUUUUUUUUUUUUUUAUUUUUUUUAUUUUUUUUUUUUUUUUUGUUUUUUUUUUUUUUUUUUUUUUUUUCUUUUUUCUUUUUUUUUUUUUUUUUUUUUUCUUUUUUUUUUUUAAUAACUUGUAACUGAAGUAGAAUUUUCAGUUAAAUGUCUACAAAUGAGCAGACCUCUCAUGGUGUUGCUUGCUAGAGUAUUAAAUUAGGUAGUGUUUUUAUUCCUACAGACAAGCACUCCUCUUACUCAGGGUGCUCCUUCUCCAUAAAUAUAUUAAUCUGUAUACCCUUUUUUCAGCUUGGUAGAACUGAGAAUGUCAUCAACAAUCUCAACCCAAAGUUCUCACGCUGCUUUGUGGCCAACUACUUCUUUGAGGAGGUUCAGAAAGUUCUCAUAGCAGUGUACGACAUUGAUAAUAUCACUCCGCAACUCACUGACGAUGAUUUCCUGGGCCAGCUGGAGACCACUCUUGGACAGGUAAAACAUAUUUUGGAAAAUAUUGAUACAACGCACCAAAAAUCCAAAAAUCAAAUUUUUGGUCAAAUAUUUUUUUAAUAAAAAUCAAAUGGUGGUUCAAAUAUGUGGUAUAAUUUUUAUGAUAAAAUGGUUUUCUUGAAGCUAAUUUAAAUGUUAAUGGGGAUAUGUUUAUUUUAUAAAGCUACAAAAUCUGUUUUUUUUUUGUUGAACACUUAAGUCAGUACUAAGGCAUUUUACUGAUUUAAUAUAAAUGUAUAAUGGUAAUGAUUUUAAUGCUUUAAAAAGAUUAGGGUGAAAUUUAAACUCAAUGCUGCUAUUGUUGUAAUUGUCUUUCAGCUAGUGUCCAACACUCCAUAUACAGCCCCACUGAUGUUGAAGAAUGGAAGGAAGGCUGGUCAAGGAACUAUUACAGUAAGUCCUAAUGACAUAUAGUGUUAAUUUUAUCAAAUUAUUAUAAAUAUUGAUCUUUUCUUACUGUAAUUCAGAUGCAUUUUCAAUUUUUUUUUUAAUGUAUUCAUAUUUAUUUUAACUUUUUGCUCCAGGUUAGAACUGAAGAGAUCAAAGAGGGAUGUGAAACUGCCCUACUAACAUUUCGAGCCUCAAAGCUGGACAAAAAGGUAAAAAUGCUUUGUGCAAAGGUAAAAAAUCUUCUGUAUCACUGGCUAUUGGAUAUUUAAUGUUCAUUCAAAUUUAUUCCUAGUGCAUUAGCUCACUGAUUGGGGUACUAGGAAAAGUUGCAGGAGACAUGUCUGCAUCUCUAGUGUAGCUACUGAAACUUUCGUCGGGUGAAAAGAAUUAGAUGGGGGGUAGGGGGUUUGACAGCUUUGUAUAUUUUUAAAAAUAUUUACACUUCUAAAAAUUAUUAUUUUUUUACAACUUUUGUUGUUUUUUUUAAAUAAUUUGAUUGAUAGAUGCUUUCUCAAAAUUUCAGCUAAAUAUGACAAUAUGUCAGUCUGUAGAGAAAAAUCUGUUCAGAUGAAAACUUUUUUUUUAAAGCUUCAGCCCUCAGAAACUUACAAAAUAAACACUAUCUCAAUGAGAAAUUAUUUGUUCACUUUAUUUUUAUUAUUAGUUAAAUGGGCUUCAUCUUUUUAUGUUUUUUUUUUACAGGAUUUCUUUGGGAAAUCAGACCCUUACCUAGAAUUUUUAAGAGCAUCACCUGAUGGGAGCUGGCAAGUUGUACAUAGAACAGAAGUGAGUAGAAUAAGUCUGAGAUAGCUGUACAUAGAACUAAGAUGGGUGGAAUAUGUCUGGGAUUGCUUCUUUCCAAAAUUCAGUUUUACAAAUAUUGUUUCUUCUUAAUUAUUAGGUGAUCAAGAACAACUUGAAUCCAAGCUGGAGACCAUUUGAACUGUCCUUACAGAGUUUAUGUGGAGGAAAUAAGCAACAAACUAUCAAGGUUGGCAUCACAUGUCAUGGGGCAUUUAAAAAAAAAUUAUAUAUAUAUAGAGAAAGGAAGCAGAACAAAUAAAGCUAUAAGAGCUAAGUACUGCUACCAAUGCUCUUUUUCUAACUAGUUUUGACAAAACUGGCUUCCUUUAGGUUGAUUGCUAUGACUGGGACAAUGACGGCUCUCAUGAUUAUAUUGGAGGCUUCACAACAACCUUUGAUGAGAUGUUUAAAGCAGCUCAACAGGAAGUGAGUCAUUAAUCAUUUAAAUUUGUUUUAUAGGAAAUGCAUUAUUAACUGCAAAAAGUUAAUUUUUGUAUUCUACUGCAUUUUUCUCAUGGGGGGCAUGGGAUAAUUUACUUCCUCACUGUCCUAUUAUUUGCAUCAAAUGACUUCAGUUCAUCUUCCAACUUAAGUUUCUAUUUUUCGUUUACUAAGCUGCUGUAGCAAGCUAUUCAGAGUUUUUUUUUUUAUGUUUACUGGCUAGGCAGCUAAGCUAUUUGUCUUGGUCAGAACUCCAAGAACUGUUGGAAACCUUGCCAGUGUCGCUUAAAAAUAUUUAAAUGUACUUACAACUGCCUCCAGAUCUAACCUAAUAAUGGGAAAUGAAAUGGCUUAAUUUAAAGAAAAAUUAAAAGAUUUGAUCUCAUCAUUUGCAAUACUCUAAAACAUCUCUGUUUUUGUUGGGUUUUUUUUGCAUUUUUAGUGGGGGGUUUUUUUCUUUCAAUUUUUCCAAUACCAUAUUUACAGAAUUUAAAUAGUGUUAGAUCUCUAAAUAUUUUCCACUUUAAACUAACACGUGUUAAAAAAUAAAAGUAUCUUCCAUAUGGGCUUAAUUGUAGAAUUCUUCAGUUCUGUGCAAUGAAUUGUGUUUUUGUUGCUUAUAUUUUCCCUUGUCUUGUUUUUUUUUUUUUACUUGACUAGACUAAAAGAUAAUGUGACAUAAACUUUCAGGUCUCUUGGCCCUGUGUAAAUCAAGCAACGAAAGCCAAGAAGAGAAGUUACACCAACUCUGGCACUAUAUUCCUCACCUCUUGUAAAGUAAGUUAAAAAAUUAUGAACAAUAAUAAUGUCCUUUUAUUUUUAAACUAUCAUUGGGACUGUUGGAUUUUGACAAUAAAGGCAUGCACAAAGAAAAAGAAAAGUUUUACUUCUAUCUAUAAAAAAGUAAUACAUUUUUAUUCAAUAUGAAGUUAAUUACUUUUUUAUGUAAUGCUCUUUGCAAAUGGCAGUUCAUAAUUUCUAUAUGACAUAGAAUAUAACAUAAAAUUGAAACUACUUUUAACUAGACAUCAUUUCUUUCAUUUUCAGAUUUUGAAGGAAUAUUCAUUCCUAGAUUUUAUUACCAGUGGAAUGCAAAUAAAUUUUACUGUAAGUGGUUUUCUCAGUUAUUUUUAAUGGGUAGGUUAAUAAUGCUUGAAAGUUGGUUUUUCUUCUAAAAAAGCACCUUAAAUUCUCAGCAUCUUCUUUUUUUAAAAAAAAAAAAAAAAGUCCUCAUUGAUUAAAUAUUUUAUUUCCAGGUCGGCAUAGAUUUCACAGCCUCCAAUGGCAACCCUGGCCAGUCUUCAUCACUUCAUUACAUAAACCCAUAUCAACCCAAUGAGUACAUGGCCGCCAUCAAGGCUGUUGGGGAGGUUUGCCAGGAUUAUGAUACGUAAGUUUUACUUUUCAUUCACAAGCUUUGUAACACCCUGUUGAAAUUUUAAAGAGGACCGUGAGCUGAUGUGGCUGGGAGCUACACUGACAUGAUUUUGUAAAUUAACAAAACAAAGCAUGUUUACUCCUUUUGAAUUGCUGUGCUGGAUAUGGCAUAGUAAAUUUAAUUGUGCAGCAGUAUGCUUUCUUCUUUGUGAUAGUCAAUGAGUUUAUUUUAAAAAAUUAAUUUUUUUUUACUAAAUGGAAUACAGACCAUUAAUAUUAUCAUUGAUUCACAGAGCUAGAGACAUGACAUGGUCAAUGACCGUGAAGAAUGAACUGCAGGAGAGUAAUGAAAAUUGUAUUUUUGCAACCAUCAAAUUCAGAUAUUCUUUAUUUAUUUAUUUCAGUGACAAGCUUUUCCCAGUUUUGGGGUUUGGCGCCCGCAUACCACCUAAAAUGGAAGUGUCCCAUGAAUUUGCCAUAAACUUCAACCCUCAGAAUCCAUAUUGUCAAGGUUAUCUUCCUUCUGCCUUUUACUUCUUAUUCUUUUACAAAUACCGGUAGUAUUUAACUGAAUGUCAAAACUUCUUUUGAUUAAUUUCAAUAUCUGUGUCCAAAAUUUGUUUUUAAAUAUCUUUUGGUGAAUAUUUUGUGUUAGGGCCACAUCCUAUAUUGAUGUGGGAAAAAAUAUAUAAAUAUAUAUUUAUAUAUGUAUGUCUUUAUUUAUAGAAGCUGUGUGUAAAUCAAAGGACAAUAAUUUCACAAUUUGAUCACAUUGUCAUGUUUGGCAUGUUGUAAUGGGAUUUCAGUAUAAACUUGUAUAUAACCUUGGUUAUUAUUCCAUUAGGAAUUGACGGCAUCCUACAAGCAUACUUCAACUGUAUCCAACAAGUGCAGCUGUAUGGGCCAACCAAUGCUGCACCCAUCAUUUCCCAUGUAGCAAGGUUUGCUGCCACAGCUCAGAUGGAGGAGUCGUCAAAGGGGGCUCAUGUUAGUAGCUUUACAAAUUUUAAUGUUAAGAGCUGUUUUGUUGCAUCAAGUUCUCACAAAAAUAUAUAUGUUACGUCCAAAGCCCAAAAUUCGAGCAGUUUUUGAAAUGGCUGGCCAUUUCGCUCUUUGGCCAAGAGUUGUAGCCAAGGUCUGAUGUACCUGAAGAAAUUACCUGUGUGUAUACUACAUUGGCUGGCCAUUUCACGAACUGGUGGGAAAUCCCUGGCCAAAAUUCGAUGUACUGAUUCAAGACUAUCUUGCAGUUGUCAUGAAUGUCAAGAGCUUUUUCUGCAAUGUAGGAGAUGAACAUGGUGUUCUCAUAUGCCCAUUUUGGUCUACAUUAAAAACUGCUUACACUUCUUGAAUCCAUGAGCACAGAAAAAAAAUCACUAUGAACCUGGCCGAUCGCCUCAUGCCGUUUUGCAAACUGACUAGAAAAAUAAAUAAAAAAUUGUACUAAUGCUGGUACAUUUACAGCGACAUUGGCCAAGCUGCAAAUAUAUUGUAUAUAUAUAUAUGCUUAUAUAUAUUUAUAUAGAGUAGAAUUGCAUUGGUAAAUGUUUUAAAGCAGUAACUAAAGUAACUUUGUUUUUAAAAUGGAUUUUUAAAUCUCUUGUGGUUAAUGAACUAUGAGGUGCAGAAUUUGGAUUAUUUUGGAUUGGAUUUGUGAUUGUGUUAAACAAUAAUUAUUAUUUUUUUUAACCUCACAUAUUUUGAAGAAAAAAUUAUUGUUCGAAUGAAUAGACAAAAUUCUGGGGCAUCAUAUCCAAAUUUGCCUUUUAGCAAGGCACUGUAUUGAUGAAGUAGGGGUGGCAUUUAAGUUAUGUUGAGAACAGAGCCUCUAAGCUAUUUUCUAAAAGACUUUAUUAAUGGACUUUAAAUUGACAUUGCUGAUAUUAGGAUAAGGGCUUGUAUGUUAUUUGUAUAUAGUGUAAAAUUUAAUGGGUUAGAAUCUGACCUUUAUUUUGUCAUCAUCAAUAGUUCUUCUAUAUUGGUAUAUUCAGUAAUUGUAUUCAUAAUUAAAAAUCAAAAGACAAGGCUAUAAAGUAUCUGAAGUCAUAAUUUAUGUGCUAGGCUAUCAUUUUCAUUUGUUACAUUGUAAUGCUCUUGUAAUACAAACAAAACAUGUUUCACACCACAGUAAUAAACAUUACUUUACUUUAUCAAGGUAAAAGUAAAUGUGGUUCACACCACAGAAAUGUACAUCAUUUUAUCACGGUAAAAGUGGUAAAAGUAAAUGAUGUUAACACCACAAAAAUGAACAUUAUUUUAACAAGGCAAAAGUAAUCUUUAAAUAAUUCUCUAAUCUUUGUGAACUUCUCUCCAUUACCAUCUUUUAACAAUUAUUGUGAGAUAUUCAAUAACAGAGUUAAAGUUUGCUUACAUACAGACUUUUAGAAUAGUGUUUGGCCAGCUCUAAUACAUCUAUGAUUUAGUUGUUUCCAAAAAUUGACUCAUUUCUCUAUUCAAAAUAGGCCUACUUCAUAUUACUGAUGUUGACGGAUGGAGUUCUCAGCGACAUGUCCAACACAAGAACUGCCAUCGUAGAAGCUAGCAAACUCCCGAUGUCCCUCAUUAUUGUGGGUGUUGGUCAGGCAGACUUCAAGGACAUGGAAAUACUAGAUGGGGAUAAUGGUGUUUUAAGAGCAGCCAGUGGUGAACCAGCCAAACGAGAUAUUGUCCAGUUUGUACCAUUUAGAGACUUCAGAAAUGUAAGUAUGAGUUCCUUCCCUUCUUUUAGAAAGCAAACAAUAAAUGUUACAUUUGACGACCACAAACAACUACUUAUUGUCAUUUCUAUUUUCCUUGUUUUAACUUUUGCUGUGAAUCAAUGGGGUUCAGUCAUGCACUGAUAUUUUAGUUAAUCAAUUAUUAAAUUGAAAGAGCAGUUUUUCUGAAUGUUUUUUUUUUUCUUUUUAUAUUACAAUUUGUUAUUUGCUUCUAAAAAUAUAGUUUUUUUAUUGAUACUGAAAAACAAUAUAAUAUUAUAUGGAGCAGGGAAAUUGUUAUAUAGAGGAAUAUUGAUGGAAUGUAGAUUUGAAGCUGAAUGUUUAGCCUAGAUUGACAAAAAUUCAGUACAACUGCAUCAUUGUUACUUCAUAUGAUAAUCACUGUUGUGAAGAAGACUUUGUGUGUUAUGAAAACAAAAUGUAUGCAAGAGUUCCCUCUGAACUGUGUUGUCAUUUAGACUAAGGAUGCACCGCUUUAUUUAUCACAAGCUGUGUGUGGAGCUAGCUGGAGAAUUUUGCAGUCCAGAGGGUGAAUUGCUUUAAAACAGAAGUGAAGCAGCAUUGCAAUUUUACUCAUCUAUUAAUCCAUGUUCAAUUGCUUGCAUUCAAUGUCUGGUAUUUUUUCCCUAAUUUUUUCAGAGCAGUUCUGUUGAGCUGGCCAGACACGUCCUGGCAGAAGUCCCCAAGCAAGUCACAGAUUAUUACAAAAUGAGGUGCAUCCAGCCCAUAAAGAAACCUACAGUGUCGUAAACCUGAUGUUUCUUCACCAAGCUUAUCAAAUCGCUCAUUUAAAUUGUAAUGCUAGCUCUCCAACUAUUGGUUAGAUGAUGUACUACAAUAUAUAUUUAGCCAAUUAGAUAUUUUAUUUUUGAAAUAGUAAUCACUUAAUAUUUAGGAUGAUAACUUUCAAUGGUAUUUUUUUUCUUACCCUAAAAAUGUUUUGGGGGACAUAAAUAAAAUAUUUAUUAAUACAGAAAUCAUUUAGCAUAAAGAUACAAAUAAACUUAGGUGCUUUAAGCUCAUGACAAGUCAAAAUCAAGAAUGUGUUUUUAAUUUCCAGUGAACCCCUGCAUCCUGUAGACUUGCAUUAUAUGAACUCAAGAAAAUGGGUUCACUCAUCAAAGUUUAUUCAAUGGGAAUGACAAUCAUUCCUGUUGAUUUUAAUAAUUUUUGUUUGUUUAUAAUGUUGUAUAUAGUGCCUUUUACGUUUUUACUAAUUUCCGAUAGCUUAAGAGAUCUUUUAAAGAUUUUUUUACAGCCACCUCAGUCCACUUGUUGGACUCCGUUCAUGUUAGAGCUAGAGGUCUCUGGGAUUUCAGGUGCACAAUUCGCACAUUUAUGGGGCGUGGGGUUUAAAAAAAUAAAUAAAUUGUUCAUACCUUUCAACACUGGGAUUUUUAAAUGUGUUCAAUUAAAAAAUUAUCCUGUUUUCAGCCUAUGGAAAUACUAACAAAAAGAAAUGCACAAUAAAUAUUUGCAAUUUACUUAACAUUUCAGGAGAUUUAUUGCUUUAAGACCAUCUCAGGGGACUUUGGAGACACUAUGUGACAAUACACUGUUGCAUGACAACAGUUAUUUUCUUUGUGUGUUAAAUUAAGUUAUUAAAGGUUGAAAGUGGAACUGGGAAUCUCUUUGAGGUGUGAUGAACUUUUCUAAACAUUGUCAUUGCUCAAAUGUGCAGUGAAGUUUUCAGAAAAGGUAACUUUUUAUAUUAAUUUCAUGAUUCAAAUUUGUUAAAGCCAGGUGAUUUAAUAAAAAAAAACAAUUAAAUUAAGA